Messenger RNA from Nerophis ophidion (straightnose pipefish), 3330 nucleotides. RefSeq names its product Fas associated factor family member 2 (gene faf2). The record is from RefSeq and is a predicted model, not a curated record. Gene Ontology annotation, molecular function: ubiquitin binding. NCBI's taxonomy places the organism in Eukaryota, Metazoa, Chordata, Actinopteri, Syngnathiformes, Syngnathidae. Gene Ontology annotation, cellular component: endoplasmic reticulum. The transcript is spliced from 11 exons. The coding region runs from base 91 to 1284 and encodes 397 amino acids.
AGCAGUGUGCAAAGCCUGUGUUUCCCCCUCCAGUGUCGCCAACACACGUUUUGACGUUGCUGCGCCUUGCUGGGUGAUUGGCGAGCUAAGAUGGCGGCGCCAGAGGAGCCCGAAUUAUCUCAGGCGCAGACGGAAAAACUCCUCCAAUUUCAGGACCUCACUGGUUUGGAAUCUAUGGACCAAUGUCGUCGCACAUUAGAACAACAUAACUGGAACAUUGAGGCUGCAGUACAAGACAGACUUAAUGAGCAGGAAGGAGUACCCAGUGUGUUCAACCCUCCACCAUCCAGACCUUUACAGGUCAAUACAGCAGACCACAGAGUAUAUAGUUAUAUUGUCUCCAGGCCGCAACCCAGGGGCUUGCUGGGAUGGAGUUAUUACUUGAUAAUGUUACCUUUCAGAUUUACAUAUUACACACUCCUGGACAUAUUCAGGUUUGCCCUGCGGUUCGUCAGACCAGACCCUCGCGGUCGUGUUACAGACCCUGUUGGAGAUGUUGUGUCCUUCAUUCAUAGUUUUGAGGAGAAGUAUGGCCGCUCACAUCCUGUUUUUUACCAGGGAACGUACAGCCAGGCACUAAACGAUGCCAAAGGGGAGCUCCGUUACCUUUUAGUGUAUCUUCAUGGAGACGAUCAUCAAGACACUGAUGAGUUUUGCCGCUCCACACUAUGUACAGAAGAAGUGAUAACCUUCCUCAACGCCCGAAUGCUGUUCUGGGCAUGCUCAACGAACAAACCUGAGGGCUACAGAGUGUCCCAAGCUCUGCGGGAGAACACUUACCCAUUCCUGGCCAUGAUCAUGUUGAAGGACCGCAAGAUGACAGUGGUGGGUAGGCUUGAGGGUCUCAUUCAGCCCGAGGACUUCAUCAAUCAGCUCAACUUUAUCAUGGAAGCCAACCAAACAUAUCUGAUGUCUGAAAGAAUGGAACGGGAGGAGAGGAGUCAGACACAAGUGCUACGACAGCAGCAGGACGAGGCGUACUUGGCCUCCCUGCGUGCCGACCAGGAGAAGGACCGAAAGAAAAGGGAAGAGGAGGAGCAAAGGAGGCAAGAAGAGGAGAAGGUCCUACAGAGUGUCCUUGCUGAGGAGAGGCGGCGACGAACUCUUGAAGAGGAGAAGGAGAGGAAGUCAGAAUGUCUCCCACCCGAGCCGCUUGCUGAUGACCCUGAGAGCGUCAAAAUAGUCUUCAAGCUGCCCAAUGACACACGAGUAGAAAGACGAUUCCUCUUUGGCCAAUCUCUUACGGAGGAGGAAGGCAGCAAAGCAGAGAGAGCUGUCCGCUGAACAUUACCGAGCAUGCUGGGAGCUGCUGAGUGGUGCACCCUGGUAAAUGCUGGCCAGUGUGGAUGGGAAAUCCAUGGGUUGUCACCGUCGUAAUAGUAUAUGAUAUUGGAACGGAUCCCUGGUGCAUCUGGAGAAGAAAAAAACACAAGUGGACAUAGUGGUUGAGUGACAGGUAUAGUCUUGUGAAACUAGGAAUAUUGUUAAUCAUAUUUCCUUAAAUAGUUGCCUAGCGCCAAUAAAAAGGGUACAAAUAAAAGACACCCCCAAUAAAUGAGUCACCCCAAAUAGACAUUUAUUUAUUUUGAAAUUACUGAUUUAGAGUGUAUUAAAUGCGUUUUUGAGCCAAAUUAGCAAACUUGUGGGGUCACAAAUCCAUUAUUCGCACUAAGACGGUAUUAAUGAGUCAAUGAAAGAAUUGCAAAUAUGCAAGGAUUUGCUGCACAUGACAGAAGACGACAGCCACAAACUAUAAUAUCAAGUAAGUCUUGAUGUGCUACCUGCUCAUGUAGAUCCACCAUGAUGGGGUUCUGUUGAGGCAAGUGGGCAGCAGGGUGAAGCAUGCGUGGCUGAGAGCUGGUGUGGCUGAAUUGUCUGGACUCAUCUAUAGGAACCUGUUGGUGAUGUUGGGAGAAAAGCAGAUGAUGGAGAGUCUCAUCGUGGACCAGAGAAGUGUGUAGCACAGGUCUGUCUCGUCUCCCCCACUGACGUCUCACUUGUGGGCUGCGAAAUGAGAAACAAUCAGUCACAUAAUUGACAAUAUGAGCACUAUGUGAUAAGAGAUUAGCAGAGGAAUGUAACACUGCAAGUGUAAAGCUUGUUAUUGAAUACAAUCACAUCUCUUCUUAUACCUCCUGAGAUGCACAGGGAUGUUACAGGGCUCUCCAAGAAACCUCCUUGGGUUCAAGGGGGCUGUUGGGGGCAGCCUAUUUACUGCUACUUCCCAUGGUCGCAUUGGUGACGUCGUGUAGACGAGUCACGCUCUGGGAAAGGAAACUGCUCAGUGCAGGCACUUGGAUGUUGCCUUUGAUUGUCUUAACCCUGAAAAAGUCCAACAAUGGAAGAAAUUAGGAGUUGCACUUCAAAAACACACAUAAAUCAACCUUAACACAAAGUGCUGUGGCAGAAAGUUAAAAAAAACAAUUAAGUUCAUUAGGGCACAUACACUUCUAAGUUGCUUAGGUUUACAAAUCACUCGAAUCGCAACUCUUAUUACAUACCUAAAUUAAUUUCUGUAAGGCUUUUCAGACCAUCUCCGUCAUUAAGUUGCUGCACGUAUACUUAAUAAGGAGGACCUCAAGUUCUAAAAAUGUUUUAUUAUAACUUACAGUAUAUACAAAAUAAUAUAAUGUGAAAAGAGGUUUGAACCAAGAAUUGGGUUGAAUCAAAACCUGAUUCUGAAUCUGAUUGUCAGCCCUAAGAAUAAGUACUAAAUUGAAUCGUGAGUUGUUCAAAUCGCUACAUCUCAAUGCAUAUGACAAUACAUAACCAGAUCUCCUUUGCGUCUUUCCACCUAAAAAAAAAGUUGAACAAAAGAACAUGGUAGAUUUGAUAGUUUAGUGAGGUCCUCAAACUUGACUAAAUAGAGGCUCUAAGAUUUGCAACAAAGUUUCCGUAAUUGACCCUUCGAAAGGUUCACGUACGGGAUUUCCCACCGAGAGGAUAAACAAAUUUAGGUUUAGUAUUUUCUACAUUGUUUUGUUUGGUUCCGUAGCCUGUCACUCAACUUCCUAUUAGCGCAUGACUUUUAAAUUGUACAAAGAGUUUCCAGAUACAUUUUCAGAGAUCUUGAGUCAUUCUGCCAUGCAAAUUGAUUUGAUUAAGGCCUUUUUAAUCAGAUUGAUAGACAAAUUCACCCGCAUUCACAUACAUUUUGACUGCAUUUGAGAUUGUACAACAUUUGACCAUAAUAUUGUGUAUGUCUUUCCAAUAUUUUGCCCAUGUCACACAGCUAAAUUUGUUAACCCAAUUAUGAGAAAAAAAAACCCUCCUCAGUAUGAUGCAGAGCUUUCUCACACAACAAUCACAGCAAUAAACGUAAAGAAUUAA